AGUCAUAAUAUUAAAUCAUUAAAACAUACAGAGAAACUAACAAACGAACAAACAAAUAUAGGAACAAGACAUCAUAACAUAUAACAGUCCACAUAUAUACAACAACAUACAUUCUAUAUUCAGGAAUCAAGAGAAUGAAGCGCAUACACGCCGAUAGUUUUGCACCAAAAUAUCAGAGUGGUAAAUGGUCCUGGGAUAAAAAUGUUCAUGGAUUGCACUUCCAGCAGCACUUUGAUUUAGAGGACGCGAAUGAGCGAUUUAUUGAAACAAAUGGGUAUAAGUUUCUAAGAUCUAUUAAUCAGGAGGAGGAGAUGAUCUUUCGUCAGGUAUUUGUUCGAUCCAAUACGACAUACGAUUCCGACACCGUGGUGAUCAACGAUGUGCGGGAUCUGGUGCUAUUUAUGAUGCCCAAAGAGUUUUUGUCAAUGAAAUUUGUGGAAUUCAUGCACAAACCAUCUGUCCACAGGCUGAUCCAUGCUCUGAUCAUCUAUUUCGAGUAUUAUUUGCAAAUGGUUGAGUUUGUGCUAAUCCGCCGCGAUGAACUGGCCGGAAAUAUGGCCCAGGUGCAGAGCGAACAGACGAAUGAAAUGAAACGAAUAUUUUCAACGAACUUGAGCCAAUAUCGCAUGUUGGUGGCUAGAAAUUACAGUGUUAUCAUAAUGGGCGAGGGGGAUAUGUCCAAGUUUUAUCACACCAAACCGAUUGUCAACAUAUCGUCGAAGAUUAAGGACAAGUUCUUUCACGAACAGUUCCUGGCAGUCGCCACUCAGAUCGUCUGGAUCACAAUGCAUCGAAGGGCUUACUAUGUGAUCGAAAUGGAAAUGAAUCGACUUUUUCGCUCCGAGCACUUUCUAAUGAAUCGAUCUGAGUAUCUAAAGCUGUCGCCCGUAGAGCGUAGUUUGCUCUAUGGCAAGAAUAACAAGAUGGUCAACUAUCGUGCCCAAUGCUCACCGAUGGUGCAGGAGCUAAGAAAUGUUGCAGACGAGGAUCUACCCAUAUUGUGGAUAGGUGAACGCAAAUAUCGUGGCGACGAUCGACGCAUCAGCGAGAUCGAACUCGAAUAUAUAGUUCCUGGUUCGCAAUUACACAUGAUCGAUGUGGGCCAUGGCAUUUUGGGUCAUCCAAAACGAUUAUAUAAUACUAUCCUAAACUUGGACUGGCCUGAGGUGCGCUUCUCCAACUUCUCUAAGCAACACGAUCCCUAUUAUAUUAUACGUCAACCACAUCUGCGCAUUCCCAACAUUGAUGAGAUGCAUCUCCGAAAAAUGUCCAAGAAUUACGAACAGUUCUUCCAUAUAUUCCGCAUCUACGAGCCAUUUAACCGUGAACUCCUCGUCAAGUGGGUCGAUCGGGACAAGAUCAUUAAUUACUAUUGCAGUGGAGGAGUUCUUCACAACAUUUCGAUGCGUUGCGAGCAGCAACUGAUCUGCGAGGAGGAGAGGGAUGUUCCGAAAAUAAUAAGCAAAUAUUUCGAUGUAGUUUCCAAAUUCAGAAAGAAAAAUAUUUAUUUGGGCGAUGCGGCGCAACCUGAAGGCGCUCGCACGUAUAAAGUAAAAGGUGACGAUCACUUUUUUAGUUAGUAUCCGACUCUAUAUCAUUAUAUACGGUUGGAUUAAUAUCUCUAUAUCUAUUCUGUAACACUUACUCUUGCGAUUAACGUUAAGGGGUUCAAUGCGAGACCAGUUAAUCAACUUAUUUGAGUUAAUCAAAUAAAUUUAAAAUAUAAUAUAUCAUAUACUUAAAUACUUA
Drosophila innubila is the source of this 1749-nucleotide messenger RNA. RefSeq lists its product as uncharacterized. Lineage: Eukaryota; Metazoa; Arthropoda; Insecta; Diptera; Drosophilidae. The coding region runs from base 135 to 1580 and encodes 481 amino acids. Gene Ontology annotation, molecular function: phosphatase binding. Gene Ontology annotation, biological process: negative regulation of phosphatase activity. The transcript has a single exon. The record is from RefSeq and is a predicted model, not a curated record.